AACUGUUUUCUGCAAGCAUUUAUAAAAUUCAAUUUUGUUUUUUCUAGACUGGUUUUCCCUAACAAUAUUAUGAUACUCCUUGUGCAUAAAUUUUGACAAAACACUUCUUUAAUAUCCCUUUAAUCAAUCAUCUAUUUUUGAAUUAUCAAGUGGUCCUUGUAGAAUUGUAGUCCAAUUCAGUAUCCAAUUCGGCCAAUCCAGCCUACCUAGAACAUAAUACAUGAACAAGGUUCAAGUCUACCGGUCUGUUAAGAUACAAUAAUUACUGCCACCUUUUGUGGGGUGGAACAAAAUAUCUCUCAUUUCUCCUUCGAAUUGAUUCCGCCUUUUGGUUUCCAAAAAAAUGUUGUUAUGUUGCCUUAGAUUUCUCCUUUAGAUCCCUCAUUUCAUGCCCACUCACUCAUCCAAAUGUACCUAGGUACUUAAGCUCACUUUCCUUGCAUCACUUUCAAAUUCCUUUUAGUUUAUCUUUGUAUUGGGAAUCAUCUGAUUUGGUGAAUUACAAUUGUACUUGCGGCAUGGCUCAGGUAUUAUGAGGUUUUCGAUUGCGAAAAUGGUGGGUCGCAGUCCGCUGUUGCCACCAACUAGAAGAUUCCGGCCGGACCUAGGCCAAAGCGCUCUCGCAACAUUGAGGACCCGCUUUUUCACACUUUUCGUACUUGGGGUCUUGAUUUUCACCUAUGUCGCGGUGAUUUAUCAGCCCGAGGACCCUUUGUUCGGUUCUUCAACCAAGAUCACAAGUUUUCUCACAUCAACAUCGAGUGCCACUUUUAUAUCGGAUAAAACCAUUGUCAAGACUGGUGAGGACUUCAUGGUUCUAAGUCAGGCCGCGGUUCCUGAUUCCAUAAACAUUGCAGAUAUUGAUCGAGGCAUGAUGUCGGCCAUCCUUAAGAAGAAAGAUAUGCAUCCUGUUCUACCUACCGUUGGGGAAACAGUAAACGACUCUCUACCCGUUGGGGAAACAGAAAACACCGUUGAGGAAACAGCAAACGACUCUCUACCCGUGACUGUCGGGGAAACAGCAAACAACUCUCUACCCGUUGGGGAAACAGUAAACGACUCUCCACCCGCUGAUGUAUCAGAGGCUUCGUUUAUCAGCAGGCGGUACUUGUUAUACCAUGGAGGCGGAGAUAGAUGCAAGAGCAUGAGUCAUUACCUCUGGAGUUUAAUGUGUGCUUUGGGUGAAGCUCAGUACUUGAACCGGACACUGGUCAUGGACACGAGUAUUUGUCUGUCUUCGGUUUACACCUCAUCGCACCAAGACGAAGAAAGGAAGGAUUUCAGGUUCUACUUUGACUUCGACCAUCUAAAAGAGUCGGGCUCCCUUCUAGACUCGAGACAAUUCGCGUUCGAUUGGACCAGAUGGCACCGGAGAAAUGGAUUGAAACGAAAGGUCGUUAAGGAUUCCCGAACGACUCCCACCAAGCUAUCCUGGUUUGAUGAUGCUUUGGUCAUGAGGAAGUUUGGCUCAAAGGACUCAGAUAGUUAUUGGUACAAUGUGUGCAAAGCAGACAAUGAAUCGGUCGUGGAACCACCUUGGCAUUCGGUACGGAGGUCUAAGCUGUUGAGGGACAUAGCGUCCGCUAUCACAUCGAGGUUGAAUUGGGAUUUCGACUCGGUUCACGUAGAGAGAGGAGACAAGGCCAAGAACAAGGAGCUCUGGCCUAAUCUUGAUGCAGACACUUCACCCAAAGCCCUUCUCUCCAAGUUGACGGGAAAAAUUGAAGACGGAAGGAGUGUGUAUGUCGCAACGAAUGAACCGGACACAUCCUUCUUCGACCCGUUGAAAGAGAAAUACAACACUCAUUUCAUCGACGAAUAUAAAGAUCUAUGGAGUGAGAAGAGCAAAUGGUACAAGGAGAUCACAAAGCUAACCGACGGGGUCCCUGUCGAAUUCGAUGGUUAUAUGAAGAUCUCGGUCGAUAUGGAGGUUUUCUCGAGGGGAAAGAAGCAAAUCGAGACUUUCAAUGAUCUCACUGAAGAUUGCAAGGAUGGAAUUAAAUCCUGCACCUCAUGAGCCAUCUAAUCCCCUGAACUCGAGAAAUUUGAAAACAUCGGGUCUUACUACGUUCAGAAGUCGCAACAACACGUUGAUGUAACUAACGUUGUAUCGUUUCAAUUUUAUGGGAUGCCCCCAAAGCAACAUGUAGAUAACGCUGUAUAAUGUAACGCAGAUUGAAAUUUAUUCUCUUUCGGUUU
Molecule: messenger RNA, 2199 nt
Organism: Rhododendron vialii
Lineage: Eukaryota; Viridiplantae; Streptophyta; Magnoliopsida; Ericales; Ericaceae
Exons: 1
Coding region: 533-2017 (494 amino acids)
Cellular component (GO): Golgi apparatus
Source: RefSeq, a predicted model, not a curated record